This is a messenger RNA of Blepharisma stoltei, 2043 nucleotides long. Lineage: Eukaryota; Ciliophora; Heterotrichea; Heterotrichida; Blepharismidae. The record is from the annotation of a GenBank genome assembly.
AUGGAUCUUCCAAAAAUAUUAGAGAAUCUUAAUGAUUAUCAUCAGAUCUCUACCAAUAAAAGCAUCCCAUUUAACUUUGGAGAGGAUCUCAAAAAUAUAAUCGCAGAAUCCACUUAUACUCGCCAAGCCUAUAGUCCUGAUGUCACAUCCAACAAUAUGAUUAAAAGAUUGAAUAAUUUAUUACCAAAAUCAACAAAUAAAGAGCCAGGAUUAUUCAAUUUGUUAGCAAAAUACUCAAAUGCUUCAAAAAUUUAUGCGAAUAUCCCUACAACACUUGUGAGAUUUGAGGCUAAAAUGUAUAUGCUGCAAACAAAGAAAGAAAAAUACAUCCAGUCUCAGGAAUGCUCAGAGGAAGAAUUUUUUAGAGAAAUAAACGAUGAGAGUGAAUUUCCUAUUUUCUGCUAUAAAACUGCAGGGAAAAAUCCUGUAGCUGUAUUUUCAAAGGAAAAUGCUUUAGAAAUAUGAAACUCAUCAUUUAAUUCUGCUGUAAUGCAGAGCUAUAUACAAAGCAAAGCUAAUCCAGUUGCUAUUACAAGAGUUUUGUGGAGAAGAGGAAUGAAAAAUAAAUAUUACACUAUUAGUAACCGUAAAAAAGCAGGGAAAAAAUUACAUAAAUCACAAAGCAAUUCUUCACAUCCUACUAUUAGACGUCCACGGCCUAAUAAAAGAUCCACAGCUUUUCUUAACUCCCCAAUGGUAAUAUCUCAAUCACCAGAAGAUGAAUUAAGUCCUCUACCUGAAGGCCGCAAUAAUAAAAGAAAACACCUAACUGUCUGCCCAUUAAAGUGAUUUGGACAAUACGGAAAAAAAAGGCAAAAUUCUUUAACAUCAUAUAAAAAUAAAGACCUAGACUCAUGCAGCCCUACCACAAAUCGCUAUUCCCCUCACUGACAAGAAGAAUCAGCCGAGGAUUAUCUUGUAUUAACAAGAAAUACAGAAAGCUGCUAUGCUUGUAAAAGUUCAGCAGUAAUUAAUGAAAUCGAGGCCAUGAUUGGCGAAAUUGUUGAUUUUUUGGAUUCUCAGGUGUUCCAGAAUAAUAAGCUUAAAGGAAUAGUUAUUGAUUUUAUAAAAGAUAGGAACAAUACUUGGUUUUUAUUGGACAGCAGAGAGUAUUAUACGGAGGCUAUACUGCAAAAAUUGAAAACGAAAAAACCUACUAUAAAGAUUGACACUUCUAAAAAUCCUCUAAUUUCCCCAAAAAUAGAAGUUCAUAAGGACAACCCAAAACUGAGAUCAGAAUCCGAAAAAAGAACUUUAAAAUUCACGGCAGAAGAGCAAAGUCCUUUGCUCGAGAGUCCUCAGUCCUGCCCAUUUAAAAUAAGAAGCCGCCCUAGAAGAAGUGGGUCUACAUCAAUGACUGAAAAAGAGCUUCUUGACCGCUUAAAUAAAAUUAAUCAAAAAAUAAAGCAUCCUUGUGGAAUCCGUUCCCCUCGAAGUGCAUUUAUCAUAGGAAAACAAGAUGGUAUUAAUUACUAUAUCAAGCAUUUCACAAGCCAAAAGCCAUCAGAUUUAGAUAAUCCUCUAUUAAACUCAACUCGACCUUUAAGCGAAUCAAGAUCUUUUAUAGCAACUGAUCAGACUCAAACCCCAGACAAUGAAUUUUGUAUUAAAAAAUAUUUUGCAGAAGCUGUCGAGAAUUUUGACCAAAUGAAAACCAAUGUAAAAAUAGCCAGAGUUAAGCAGCAAAGUAUAGUCAGGAAAUAUGGCGGAGCUGAAUUUUGGAAUAAAUUUAUUGUGGCUUUAUAUCAAAAAAUUUUGUCAUGUGAAAUUUUGAAUAGGCAUUUUAAGGAUUCUAAAAUAGAAAGCUUUGAAAUGAUUGUAGUAGGAAUGUUUAAAAUAAUUGAAGGGAAUUUAAAUUUGGAAUUAAGGAGAAGGUUAAGGGCAGCCCAUUAUGCGAAAGGAAUAACAGAGGUAGAGUUUAAUUGUUAUUGUGAUAUUUUUGAGGAAACAAUAACUGAGUUUAAAAUACAAGAAGAAGAUAAGCAAGGGGUUAUGUCGCAAAUAAGACUGAUGAAAAGUUUAAUAUGUCAAACUAUUCAUUAG